UGUCAAGUCAAAUUAUUUUUCUGGUCGGUGCCGGUGGUCAAAAUCAAAAUUUUUGAUUGUAUAUGAAAUCAUAAUUAAUAAUUUCUUUAAAAUUCUUAAUUAACGUCAAUAUUUUGUGAUCUAAUUUCAACGAAGUGUCACAUUAUGAAGAAAUUAACCACACAAACAUUAUUAUUUUUCCUUGUUAUAAUAGGCGCGUUAAAAUCAGUGCACUCUAUCAGCUGUUAUCAAUGCUCAGGAACAGAUUCAAACCAACCAUUUGAAUGCAAUGAAUUCUUAGAUUCUAAUUCACAAGUAAUACCAACAGACUGUGAGGGAAUACAUGACGCCCAGUUUUGUAUUAAACAUGUUGGCAGGUUUGAAGGAUUGGCUAUAGACUGUUACCAGUGUAAUUCUUCAACAACAAUGGAAUGUGGGGAUGGUCUUAUGAAUCUGGAUGGUGGUGUACUGAUGCCCAUACCUUGUGACCAUGUGUACAAUGCACAGUUUUGUAUUAAACGGACAGGAGGCAUAGGAACAAAGAGAUUCUGUUCAUCUUUGGACUUGGGAAACUAUUGCAAUUACGUCCAACAACCAGGAGAUAAACUUGAGUACCGUACAUGCAUCUACACUUGUGGCACAGAUGGCUGCAAUAGUGCUUCUGCAUUAAGCAUAUCUGCAGCAUAUGUGGUUUUAACUUUACUUGUAUCCAAAUGGAUAUUAUCAUAAGACCCAGCAAAUCACACUGUCUGGACUACUAAGUUUGAAAUCUGCUCUCAAACAAUACAUGAAUGAGGUUGCCUCUGAUUUAAAGCUAUUUUUAAGUUAUUUAGGCAGUUUCAUUGCGUCCAGAUGGAUGAUCUCCAAAAUGCAUUUUUGUAUUUAUGGUUAGAUAUAAGUAAAAAUGACUUGCAAUGACAUUCCAUAGACUACAGAUUACAUUAAGAUUUAAAUUACUUAGGUAAGUUAAUUUACUUUUACAGUUCAAACAAUAAUAUAAAACAAUAUAUUUUUAA
This is a messenger RNA of Maniola jurtina (meadow brown), 995 nucleotides long. RefSeq lists its product as uncharacterized. Bases 145 to 708 code for a protein of 187 amino acids. Gene Ontology annotation, biological process: sleep; positive regulation of voltage-gated potassium channel activity; regulation of synaptic transmission, cholinergic. The transcript is spliced from 5 exons. The record is from RefSeq and is a predicted model, not a curated record. NCBI's taxonomy places the organism in Eukaryota, Metazoa, Arthropoda, Insecta, Lepidoptera, Nymphalidae.